This is a messenger RNA of Argiope bruennichi, 3936 nucleotides long. RefSeq names its product cytosolic purine 5'-nucleotidase-like (gene Nt5b). The record is from RefSeq and is a predicted model, not a curated record. Gene Ontology annotation, molecular function: 5'-nucleotidase activity. The transcript has 17 exons. The coding region runs from base 157 to 1842 and encodes 561 amino acids. Lineage: Eukaryota; Metazoa; Arthropoda; Arachnida; Araneae; Araneidae.
UCAUCUUUUUGUUUUUGCUUUAAAUCUUUGCUGGGAGAUGCAUAAAGUUAUGAUAUUUUGAAAUUUAUUAUCUAUAUCUCUCUACGCAGUUAAAGCAUUAUAAAUUUAAUUUCCUGUUUCAUAUUGGAGAUUUUAUUUAAGGACAUCUUUAAAAAAAUGAGCUUUUGGAUUCCAGGUCGCAAAAUGGAGACACUAUGUUCUGGAGACAAUGAUGAUAGUCGCUCUGAAUCAGCAUCAAGUACUACCCAGUCUCGAAGAUAUUAUCGAGCAACACAACACAGGGUAUUUGUGAAUCGUAGUUUACAUUUGGAAAAGAUAAAGUUCUUUGGAUUUGAUAUGGAUUACACAUUAGCACAAUAUAACAGUCCCGAAUAUGAAGCUCUCCAAUUCAGACUGAUUGUAAAUAGGUUAAUAUGUAUUGGUUAUCCAAAGGAAAUAAAGGAUUUUGAAUAUGAUUCCACAUUCCCAAUCAGAGGAUUGUGGUUCGAUACUGUCUAUGGAAACCUUCUUAAAGUAGAUGCAUAUGGAAAUAUAUUGGUUUGCUGUCAUGGGUUUCAGUUUCUAAAAACAUCCGAAAUUUACAAUCUGUACCCUAACAAGUUCAUCCAGCAUCAUGAUAAUCGUAUUUAUAUUUUGAAUACUUUGUUCAAUUUGCCUGAAGCCUAUUUGUUAGCAUGUUUGGUUGAUUAUUUUACAAAUUCUUCUGAAUACAUUCCAGGAAAAAAUGGAAUCAAGAAUGGAAACAUUUUCAUGGCUUACAGAUCAAUUUUUCAAGACGUGAGAGAUGCAGUUGAUUGGGUUCAUAUGCGAGGUACAUUAAAAGAAGAAACUGUCAAUAAUCUGGGACAGUAUGUGAAUCGAGAUGAACGCCUUCCUAUGUUAUUUCAUCGAAUGCAUGAAGUUGGGAAGAAGACAUUUCUUCUUACAAAUAGUGACUAUGCUUAUACUGAGAAAAUUAUGUCUUAUUUGUUUGAUUUCCCUUGUGAAGGCCGAAAAAGAGAUUGGAAAGAGUAUUUUGACUAUAUUUUAGUUGAUGCUAGAAAGCCUGUGUUUUUUAGUGGUGGAACAACUUUAAGACAAGUCAAUAUAGAAACUGGUGCUCUAAGAAUCGGCAUACAUGUAGGGCCUUUAGCUCCUGGGCAAGUGUAUUCUGGUGGUAGCUCAGAUGUGUUCACAACGUUGAUUGGAGCUAGUGGUAAAGAUGUACUUUAUGUUGGUGACCAUAUCUAUGGUGAUAUUUUAAAAUCAAAGAAAACACGAGGAUGGCGAACAUUUUUAGUUGUUCCUGAAUUGCAGCGAGAAGUCCAUGUAUGGACAAAGAAAUGCGAUUUGUUCCAUCGAUUGCAGGACUUGGAUAUUCAGCUAGGAGAUACUUAUAAGGAAAUGGACAGUAGCUGUAAAGAAAUUCCUGACAUUAGUGAGUUACGAACCGCAAUAAGGGAAGUGUCACAUGAGCUUGACAUGUCUUAUGGCAUCUUAGGUAGCACUUUUAGAAGCGGUUCUAGGCAGACAUUUUUUGCUAAUCAAAUAUGCCAUUAUGCAGAUAUCUAUGCUUGUACAUUUUUGAAUUUGAUGUACUAUCCAUUUAGUUACAUGUUCAGAGCUCCACCUAUGUUGAUGCCUCAUGAAUCAACUGUUGAGCAUGAAGAAAAGUCUUUUGUAUCGAAUGGAGAAGUUGAAGAAAUUGAGGAGGAAAGUCAAGAACCUAUUAGAAGACGCUCAAGACUUGAAAACAGUGAAAGCUCCGUGCCGCAUUUAUUUGCGGAAACUCCUAAUGUUGUUACUCAUCAUCAUGAUACUGAUGAUGAUGAUGAAGAUACAGAUAAAUCGGCUGAAAAUUGAAAUAUUAGCACCUCUUGAAUUUCAUAGUUUUUUUGUUUGAACUGCAUUUAUUAAUUAAAACUAUUUUUGGGUACUAUAAGUGUAUCUUUGCUGUUCAAAUUAACUUACAUUUAGCGUCAGUAUAAUCUAUCUUUCAUAAAAUUAAACUGUUAAAUUUUUGAUAUAGAAAAACAUGAAAGUACUGUUGUAUUAAGUUUAUUUUUAUACAUCUAAUAACUGCUGUUAUUGAUUACAUUAUAAACUUUUUCCAUUUAUAUUUCUUUUUCUUUUCACAUUGUCUUUGCUGUUUAUAUGGAAGCUUGUACGAAACUUGAACGAGCAAUCCAUUUUCAAUUAGUUUAUACAUUUUAUUUAAUCUCUUUGAUGUCUCUUUUAUGUAUUUUGAAGGAUAUCUUUUAAGGUGCUGUUUAUUGCGAAAAAAUGUCAUUUCAUUCUAUGCACAUCUUUAUAUUUUAAAAUGUGAACAGGAUUUAUGAAUUUAAAUACUUCUUGUGCUUGUAUAACUCUCAUCAAAUAUUUUUUUAACACCGCAUUGUUAACUUAAUAAGCAUUAAAUAAAGCAUCUAUUGCUUUAAAAAAUGUUUUUGCUUUUUAUUAAGAUCUUUAAUCUUCAUUUUGUUUGGUUUCGAAUAUGAAACUUCCUUUACAGCUUCACAUAACUGGUUCUUGACAUAAUCCAAAAAUUUACAUGUUAGUUUGUUAACUUUUUCUCGUUUUAGCUCAACAAUCGUUUUAACAUUUUCAAUUAUUGUAAGAACAGAUUUAAGUCUGGCAGAUGCAAUGUGAAACAUAUCAAUGAUUUAUUAAGCAGCUAUUUUAUCUUUUGUUUUGGAAAUAUAGGUCCUUCAAGGUAAUUUUAAAUCUUAAAAUGCUUUCUGCAGCUCAUGCAUUUCCCAAUAUUUACAUAUAUUUUUUUCUUUAUUUUAAUGAUAAGAUUUUUAUUUCAAUUACAAUAUAUUUCAUUUAACUCAAUAACAUACUACGUUUUUUAUGAGGUGAAAGCAGCAUUUGUCAGAUUUCUGAAUUCUUUGAUUGUUAUGUUUGCUGAAAAUAUGAAAUUCAUUCAUUAGGCAAACCGAGUGAAGAAAGAUUACAUUGAUUUGCCAACUUUCUGGUUCUCAUACUGGUUAUGUGAAACUGAUUGGAAAAAAUGCAGAAUGUUAUUUUGGUGAAAAAAUUGUUAAAUGAAUUACUGAGCGGAUGAUAGAAUAUGUUUUGAAAUUGUCAUAUUUAUUUCUCUCUCUCCAGAACAUUUUAUGAAGUUAAAAUAUACAUGAGUUGUAUUCAAAGAACCUUCUUAAAGAACGAAAAACGGAUUUAAGUAGACUGUGAGGUCUAAAACAAUAGAAAAAUAAUAAGAUGUAUUAAACUGAAGAACAUAUACUUAAAACUAUGCCAGAUUUGAACAUUCAAGUUUUGUCAAAAUAUUUCGUUUCUUCGGUUUUCUAUAAUUUUUACAGUUUUUUAUAAUGUAACAGAUGUAAUUUCGCAAUGUAACAAUGAAUUUUCUAGGAGUUGAAGCCAGCAGAUAAGCAAUUUAUACAUGCGUUUUCUGAUAUCGGCUUAAACUGAAUGAAAACAGAAUUUUCACUCAGAAAAUAUUUUCGCUGUUCUAUUCUAAAAUUUCCAUUCCACUUAUAUAAGUUAAUUUUUUUUUUUUCACUUUCUAAAAAUGGAAUUUCUUUUUGUUUAUAAGAGUUUAUUUAUUUUACUAUUUUAUUAUUUAUUGUCUGUAUUAAAUAAGUUAUGUAUAUUAAGUAGAUUAUUAUUUAGCACGUUCAAUAUUCUGUCAAAAAUGCAAUUAAUUUUGACCAUUAAUUUUAUUGUUGUUGAUAUUUGAUGCAUUCUAAAAUUGUUUGUCAAAGAAAUAAACUAUCAGCAAAUAAAUUUGAAAAAUGAGCUAGGAUUUUUUUUUUUUUUUCCAAUUUGCAACAUCUUUUUAGUUGCUUGAUUGGUAUUUAUAAUAAAUGCAAGAAGUCCUAAUCUUUUAUUUCUUUAUCUUCAGCACAACGAAUGUUAAUGGUACGAUGCAUAAACACAAAUAUAUUUAUGCAAAUGUUAUAGGCUGAUCAAUAAAUAAAUCUUGGUGGUUGA